Messenger RNA from Parnassius mnemosyne (clouded apollo), 2631 nucleotides. Lineage: Eukaryota; Metazoa; Arthropoda; Insecta; Lepidoptera; Papilionidae. The record is from the annotation of a GenBank genome assembly.
AUGGAAGAAAUUAAUGGAGAUCUUUAUGGUGAUGGAUUAGUUAGUCUUGGAGGUGAAGGUUCUUUAGAACCUACUGAAAAUGGCAAACAGGAACAAAACUGUAAAAUUUGCGACAAUAAACUAUGCAGUCCUCGAGUUUUAUCUUGUCUUCAUGUAUUUUGUGAAGCUUGUAUUGACAAGUUGAUGGUAAAUGAAGCAGGUGAUUCCCUAAAGUAUGAUCUGGCUGUGGAAUGCCCCUUGUGCAAGCAGGAAACUAAGAUGCCUGGUGGAGGGGCUGCAUCACUUCCCUCUGAUUAUGUUCUCACCAAUAUUCUUGAUGUUUCUUCUAUGGAUCAAUCUGUUGUUUGUACCUGCUGCAAGAGUAAGGAACCAGCAGUCGCUAGAUGUACUGAUUGUUCUCAUUUUCUUUGUUCUAAUUGCAACUCAGCUCAUGAGUUUAUGAGGUGCUUUGAAAACCACAGAGUUGUACCUUUUGAUGCUCUCAGGUCUUCUAAAGAGAAAUCUGCUGUUCAUAAGCCAAUCUUUUGCACUCGCCAUGUUGGUGAAAGCCUUAAAUUUUAUUGUUGUGAAUGUGAAGUUGGCGCUUGCACUGAAUGUCUUACUGUGGAUCAUAAGGUUGGAGAACAUCGUUGUGAAAGAAUAGUUGAUGCUGAACCAAAUCUUCGAGCUGAAUUAAGAAAUUUUAUUGUGCAAGCUAAUGCUCGAGCAGAGGCUGCUGGUAGUGCAUCUGCAAAACUGGAUGAUGCCUUAGGCGAUCUUCAGCGCCAGCGAGACGAAGCUGAAGGUGUUAUCAACGAAGCUUUUCGUGCGUAUAAAGCUGCCCUUGAAAGACGCCGUGAAAAAGCUCUUGAAGAACUUGAACGCUUACAUAAAGAACGAGAAUUAAAAGUAAUGGAUUUAUUUGAUCGCGUUGACAAGACUGUCCAACGAAUUGAUUGUGCUUGCAAAUUUGCAACAAGGCUGCUAAGGCGCGGUGAUGGCACAGAGAUAGUUAUGUUAAAGAAAACCGUUGCUUCACAAUUUGCACGUCUAUUGGAAGGAGCUCCAGAGUUUGAUAUCGAUUACUCUUUGGAAUUUGUUACCAAAUUAGAAAAGUUUGAUGCAGUUACAGAAGAGACGUUUGGUACAUUCCGGACUGAAGCGACACGCGCCGAAGAGAGAAAGCGGGCUAGUGAAUCAUCAGCAAUUGUGUCGGUGGCAUCAAACACACAUUCUCCAGCUGUUUCCGUAACAAAUGCGUCGGUGUUUGAUGAUUUUCCCCUGGGGAAUGUUCGAAGAGUGACUGGUGUGUCAGGGCCUGGAAGUUUAGUUGGUGUGCCUGGCGUAGGGGUUGUGCCACCUAUCGGUGUGCCGGGUGUACCUUUACCAGGGGUUACCAAUACCAGCGUUAUGCCUGGCGUGGUCAACGUUAAUAGUGUACCUGGAGUCGGCACUGUCCCUGGCGUGGGUGGUGUACCUGCCUUGCCAUCAAUGGUGGAAUAUAAUUUACAACAGUUAGCCAGCAUUGCAGAAAAGGAUGUGCCACCUCCACCACACGCUUCUCCAGCCCCGCCGUUUACACUUGCUGAGUUACUGGCUGGUGAUCUUAAUUCGCCCCAAGCUUUUAAUAAUCUUCAAGCUCUUGCUAAGCUCGGGCUAAAUACUGAAGUGAAUGGAUUUGGUGGUGUCGGUGGCGUAGGUGGAAUCGGUGGUGUAGGGGGAGUAGGACCGCGCGGUGUAUCUCCGGGAAGGCCACUUCUUACAGCUGCAGAGGAGGCUGCGUUAGUUGCGCCCCCAGCUCCUCUUGUCCGUGCUACUAAAGCUACUCCUAUGCAUAUAAGGUUUAAAUUUGGCCAACUUGGCGGUGGCAAAGGCCAAUUUAAUUCGCCUCAUGGAUUCUGCCUUGGAAAUGAUGAAGAUAUCAUUGUUGCUGAUACCAACAAUCACCGUAUUACUGUUUUUGACAAAUCGGGUACUCACAAGUUUAACUUUGGUGUAGCUGGUAAAGAGGAAGGCCAGCUCUGGUACCCGCGUAAAGUGGCCGUUGUUCGAGCUACGGGGAAGUUUGUUGUUUGCGAUCGGGGAAACGAGAGAUCUCGUAUGCAAAUAUUUACCAAAAAUGGUCAUUUCUUGAAAAAAAUUGCUGUACGCUUUAUUGACAUUGUUGCUGGGUUGGCCGUCACCGCCGAAGGUCUGAUAGUAGCUGUGGACAGUGUUACGCCUACAGUUUUCAUCUUAUCUGAGGAAGGCGAUCUCAUGAGCUGGUUUGAUUGCAGUGAGUGUAUGAGGGAGCCGUCCGAUAUUGCUAUUAGUGGUAAAGAAUUUUACGUCUGCGAUUUCAAAGGACACUGUGUGGUUGUCUUUGACGAUGAGGGCAGGUUCCUACGUCGUAUUGGAUGUGAGAAUGUCACUAAUUUCCCAAAUGGCAUAGAUGUGUCCGACGCUGGUGAUGUCCUCAUUGGUGAUUCUCAUGGAAAUAAGUUUCAUGUUGCUGUGUUCUCUCGAGAUGGCGUUCUUGUUACUGAAUUUGAGUGCCCUUAUGUCAAGGUUUCUCGUUGUUGCGGUUUGAAAAUUACAUCGGAAGGUUAUAUCGUCACUCUGGCUAAGAAUAAUCACCACGUUCUAGUCCUCAACACCCUAUAUAUUGUCUGA